Messenger RNA from Frankliniella occidentalis (western flower thrips), 3838 nucleotides. RefSeq lists its product as uncharacterized. The record is from RefSeq and is a predicted model, not a curated record. The transcript is spliced from 4 exons. NCBI's taxonomy places the organism in Eukaryota, Metazoa, Arthropoda, Insecta, Thysanoptera, Thripidae. The coding region runs from base 247 to 3693 and encodes 1148 amino acids.
GGUGGCCGCGAGAAGCAGGGCGGCCUCUCCAGUGACGAGGAAGUCUUCUCCGCAUCCAAGUGUGCUUUCGACCGUUCGCAGUCGCCAGUGCGCUCUCCCCUGCGUCCUCCGACCGAUCCUGCGUCGCAACAGCUACCAGAGCGCUCACCAUCACCACGGCAUCCCUCUCUGCAGCCACCAGCAGUGCUCUGCUCCCAACCCUUGCCGCCGCUGCGCUCGCCGCAGGACCCAUCACUGCUGUCAGCGAUGCGCUCGCGGUCCCAAGAGCUUCCCUCGCCGCAAAACGCCAAGGCCAAACCGAGGUUUACGCUGCAGUCGGCGUGCAUCGGGCGCUCACCGUGGCUGCCUGCGCACACUCCUGAACGCUCGUCUCAAAACGUGCUCGAGCAGCCUUCUAGGGUCUCCUCUCAGAACUCCCUGCAGUCCCCUCGACGGUCCUCUCAGAGCUCACAGCGGUCCCUGCGAAGCUCCUCCCAGAAGACCCCUCGACGCUCCUCUCAGAGCUCCCAGCGGUCCCUGCGAAGCUCCUCCCAGAACUCCCAGAAGAGCCCUCGACGCUCCUCUCAGAGCUCCCAGCGGUCCCCACGAAGCUCCUCCCAGAACUCUCAUAAGACCCCUCGGCGUUCCUCUCAGAGCUCGCAGCAAUCUACUCGGCGCUUCUCUCUAAACUCCCAGCAGUCCACUCAGUGCUCAUCUCAGAGCUCCCAGAACUCACCACAGCACCCGCGGACUUCCCUUUUUCUGAGGCGCUCCCCUCUUCGCUCGCCCCCCCUUCGCUACGAGGCUUGUUCUCCAGGUCGCAAUAAGAGCCUGUCCUCUAAAGGGACAUUUACUUUCUCUGGCUUUAACAGCGAUGACUUUCCCACGGACGAGGACCUCGAGACCUUCUCGGAUGACUCCUCCAGCACCAUGUCGGGGGAGAUUAACUCAAACCCCCGACUAGUCGAAGGGGUCCGUGCUCUCGAUAUAGAGAAGGCAGCUCGUAGGAACGAUCAAGAUCACGAUUACUUUCUGAUGUGUGUCGGAGAUGUGAUUGAGGUGGAGGCGGAGUCAGCCUGCUCCGACGAUGAAGUCGUGGUUACGACACCGGACAGCCUCGAGGGGGACGUUCAGAAGGAUGUUCGCAUCGCUGACCCAGUGCCCCCUGGCUUGGUGGCGGACUACAUGGUUUGGAGCGAUAGCUCGAAGAAGGUUGAAAAGUACAGUUUCCUUCGCGCCUUCACCGACCUCAGCGUCGAGGACUCCACGGACUGUGACCAUCCGGCAAUUACCCUCACUGGAGAAAAUCCGACUGACCUAAUUGGGGAAAAGGCCAACACUGAAACGACAGGCUCACCAGCGGUACGCGUCGUUGGGGUGGAGCACGCCAACGAAGAGAACCACGCCCUCGUUGAGAUGGAACACGGCGCCAAUGGAGACGACGGUGCUCCAGAGGACCGCGACGUCGUUCAGGUGGAGCACGCCGACAGAGACCCUUGUGAGCAAGAGGACCGCGUCGUCGUUGGGGUCGAGCAUGCCGACGUAGACGCCUGCUCACAAGCGGAUCGCGCCGUCCGGAGGAUGGAGCGCGUUGUCGUUGGGGUCGAGCACGCCGACGGAGACGCCUGCGUAGAAGAGGACCGCGUCGUCGUUGGGGUCGAGCAUGCCGACGAAGACGCCUGCUCACAAGCGGGCCGCGGUGUCGGGAUGGAACACUCUGACGAAGAUAUCUCAACAGAAGAGGACCGCACCCUCACUGGGCUAGAGCACGACGCCGACGGAGACGCUUGCGUACAAGAGGACCUCGUCGUCGAUGGGAUCGAGCAUGCCGAUGUAGACACCUGCUGCUCAUUAGCGCGCCGCGAGAUGGGGCAAUCCGACGAAGAGGAUCGCGCCCUCGUUGGAUUGGAGCUCGACGCUGACGAAGACGCCUGCGUACCAGAGGACCGCGUCGUCGUUGGGGUGGAGCUCGCCGACGGAGACGCCUGCGUUCAAGACGGCCGCGUCGUCGUCGGAGAGCACGCCAAUGGAGAACUUUGCGAAGUCCACGAAGACUGCGGCGUAGUCGGUGAGUAUGCCGACGGAUACCCUAGCUUACACGAAAGUUGUGUUGCUGGGGCAAAAUGUGCCGACAAAGAAACUUGUGCACAACCGAAACACGACGCCGUGGAAAGUUUCUGUUCUGAAGAAGACUCCCAUGACGAAAGCCCCCACACCGACGGAGGUCCCUUGGUACAGGAAGGUCACGAUGUCGUUUUAGCAGGAAGUUCUGCCCGGGAAGGCGUUCUGAAGGAGAAGCAGGAGAACAAUCGUGACGCAUGCCGUCCGCAGAUGCUCGAAAAAAGCAGUCGUCUUUACCAAAAAACGGAGGUACAUUCUAUGGAGUCCUCUCCUGAAAAGUCUUGUAGUUUGGGAUUACCAGUAAUACUUGAUGAAAAUUGCUCCAGAAGACCACCUAGUUUUUCCGACCUUUUAAUUGAACCAGAAGAAUGUGAUGACUUAUUUGUGCCUGGUCAUCCCACUGUUGGUGCAUUCAAUGAGUCAACUGAUUUGUUUGCGGAUGAUCUUCCAGACUUUUCUCAACCCAGCCACGUAUCCUCAAAGCAAGAUGGUUUAGAUGAUCUAAUGUAUAGCAAACUUCCUAAAUUGGGUGACCCCUUCAAAGAUAUUAUCAAUAUUGAGUCUGGAAGUAAUGGGCAACUAGGAGAUUUGAUAUCAGCCAGAAUAAAACAUUUGUCAACAAUGGAUUCACUCUCAGAAAUGCAGGACUGCAACCACUACUUCAUGAGAGAUCAAGCUCUACCAGCUGCAGAAGAAAGACUCUCUGAAGUUAGUAAAGAAGAAGAGUUUGUCGUUGAUAUUGAGGCUGAGACCCUUAGGCGAUUUAAGUACUAUGGAGCAGCAAGUGGCAGCCAGGAUGAAGAACCACCUAAUCUUUCACCAGUGGUUGAGCCUAAUCAUAUGAGUGAAGAUGAUGAAUGUAUGUCUGGUAAUUCCAAACCAUUGAUAGAUGAUGUCCAUGAGCAGCCUACAGGUUCCUGUUCCUCUUCAUCAUCUCCAAAUAGAGACAUUGAUGCCCUUUCCCUGACACAAUGUGCUCCACUGAAACGGAAAGCUCAAUUUAAAAGAGAAAAUGAUCCAGCCACCAAGAGAACUCGGAAGAGCUGGGAGCAAUGGUACCAACAAUUCAAGACGAUUGUCACAACUGGCAGGGAAAAGCUAAGAGCUCAGAACUCUCAAACCACAAGUGUGGAAAACAAGGAAAAUUUUACCCCAUUAUUCUCUGAAGUCCAAAGCUGUGAUUCAAUCAAUGGAAUGGACAGUUUUGAGAUCCAAAAUCAGCCCAACAGUUUUUCUAUGGAGCAGAGUUGUGCACAGAAAUCAGAAUUAGUAAAUUGUGACUGUCAUGAAGAUGGAUCUGAUUGUGAGGCACAAUUUUCUAGCAUAUCAAUUACCGAUCAACUUGUACCAGGACAGGCAAACCUAGAUAUUACUGGAGGUUGCAGUUUAAAUACUUCAUCUCAUCUCAAAAAAUCCCUUUUCAAGUGGUCUUCAGUGGAACCAUCAUUGAAAGCCGUAAAUUAUAACAAUCAUCAAAUUGAAAAUGAAAGGACUUGUGAAAAUUCAAGAGCUCCAUCAGUGCCCCAGAGGCCUGUCAGAGUUGGACUCUCCAAACGAGCCAAUCCUAAACCCUUGCAUGUUCGCAGACAAUGAAUGCCUUCGUGGAUUUAUCAAGUGGUGGUGGUGGUGGUGAGCCAUAACUGCUGUAGUCUGAGCCAAUCCAUGUCAUCCUCUGAAAACGACCAAUAGGUUGCCACUUGGAAGUGGGAAUCGUAGGGAUUCCUGUUGCUAUCUUGGG